Messenger RNA from Lates calcarifer (barramundi perch), 1360 nucleotides. RefSeq names its product trypsin. NCBI's taxonomy places the organism in Eukaryota, Metazoa, Chordata, Actinopteri, Centropomidae. The record is from RefSeq and is a predicted model, not a curated record. The transcript is spliced from 6 exons. The coding region runs from base 1 to 807 and encodes 268 amino acids. Gene Ontology annotation, biological process: proteolysis. Gene Ontology annotation, molecular function: serine-type endopeptidase activity.
AUGAGGUAUCAGAACAAAUUUGUUGACCAGAAUUUUUAUCAUCUAAAAGACCAAGAGUUUAAGCCCAAAUGCCUGACUCACUGCCUACUUUCACCAUCCACAGAGGCAUACGCAGCGAGGAUCAUUGGGGGUCAGGAGGUUUCACCAUACUCCAUCAAAUAUCAGGCAUCCCUGCAGGAUGAGAAAGGGCAGCACUACUGUGGAGGAACCUUAGUGCACCCUCAGUGGGUGGUGUCUGCUGCCCACUGCUGGAAGCCGAGCAGUCUGAUGAGGGUGGUGUUGAGUGAACACAGCUUGGUCACAACAGAAGGAUUUGAACAGAUCUUCAAUGUCUCGAAGAUAUAUGUCCACAACUACAACUACAAGACAUUCAACAAUGACAUUAUGCUCAUUAUGUUGAGUGAACCGGCACAGCUGAACGCAAAUGUCCAGCCAGUUGCUCUGCCUGAUGAACACACCCCUCCGCUUGUUGAUGACAUCUGCACAGUGAGCGGCUGGGGCGUGACACAGAUUUACAGUUACUACCUGUCCCCUGUGCUACGUGCUGUGGAUGUGAGAAUCCAGCCUUACUGCAUAUAUUACUACUGGGGCAGGAUCACCCCAAACAUGCUGUGUGCUGGAUCUCGGAUGGGUGGCAAAGAUUCCUGCCAGGGUGAUUCUGGUGGGCCCCUCAUCUGCAACGGCUUCUUUGAAGGCAUUGUCUCCUGGGGUAUCAGCUGUGCAAACCCAUACUUCCCUGGGGUCUACACCAAAGUGAGAAACUAUGUUGAGUGGAUGAAAUGGAUUAUCGACACUAACACACCAUAAACAGUUGCCAUGAUCCUUGAUGAGCACACCGCAGAGAUUUUGAUUCAUUCAUUUUGAAAACAAACUGAGAUGCCGAUUCAUGAUUAUUGACAGAUUAUUUUCAAGUGCUUUAUGAAAACUACUAACUUUCUUUCUGUUUUUUUUAUAGUACUAAAUGUCAACUUAACACACUAUGUUAUGUAGAGCCAAGGUUAUUAGUCAUUUCUUGAUAUAAGGUUUCCUAAACAUAUACUAAAAUGCUUAUAAUUCAUUGAUUUCCAUUUAUUCAUUCACUAAAAUAAAAUAAUAAAAUAAAAUUGUUAUUAUUGGUUAUAGUGGUUUGAAAGAUGGUAAAACUGCAUUAAUUAGUAGAGAGGGACAAUAUGGUUAAAAUCAAUAUUGAAUUAUCACCACUUCCCUUGUGUUACUACAAGCACUGAAUGAAUAAAUAAACCAUUCACAGUGGCAAUAAAGAUGAGUUGUUUCUCUUAUGAUAACUUGGUGGCUGUCUGUACUUUCAGCAAGCUCAUGCCUUGCCUUUACAAGAAUAAAAAAAAACAUCCACUAAGAUGUG